GCUUAGCUAACAAUACCGCACAAGUCAUAUUUUAGGCAUGUGACGUUUUUUACACCAAUCGAUAGAUUACUUUCCCGCGCGUCUAAUGAGCUCUCGCUAGAGGUAAUAUCGUCCAAUAAGAGCCCGUUAUUCAAAAACUAGUAACACAACACAACUCAUUGGCUGCGCUAACACCGCGCAAGUCAUCAUAACGCCAUAGUAAUUUGGCCGUGCCACGUCGAACCUCAUAAGAUCGUUUGUCGUUUUUAAAAAAGCGGAUUUUUUGUAACGGACUGGUCCCACUGAUGUAGUUUAAAGGACACGAAAAUGGACAAAUUAAGCGAUCAUGAUACCACGCCUGAUGACUUUUCAAGAGUUGACUCUCAAUGUAAAGUUAUUACUUUACGUGACUUACAAAAGAGACGUCAAGUAUUACUUGCCCAGAAGAUGGUUAUAUUAAAAAAAAAACAAGUCGGGCAAGAGGUGAAUAUUGAAAAAGGCUUUUUAUCGAGUGUUCCUGAAGCUACAAAUUCAACGUCUAUAAUUAAUUCCCAUAUUUUGCCUCGUGUUUAUACAGCUCCUGAACCCACUAGUUCUGAUCAAGAAAUAGCUCAGUGUGAUACUUUCGCUAUCAGUAACUCCCAGAAAGAAUCAUUAGAUUUAAUCUUUACCAAUUUUGAAAUGGUUGGAAGUUGUAUAGAAAACAUUGAAAAUCAAGAUAUUAAUAAUUUACCGUAUAUGAAUAUGAUAAAUAACCAGUCAAUUGUGAACGAUAGUAAUUGUGAUUUGAUGAAUAUUUCUACUAGUGAACUAAUAAACAUUUCUUCAAAUAAUUUGAUACUGACAGAAAAUAAUUCCAGAGCUAGUCCAUUAUUUUUACCUUCUCAGCCUGAAACUCCUAUGGAUGUAUCUCUUAACGAAAUGAAUAAGGAAUUAAACAAAACUUUAAGCCUAACCCCAGACGUUGAUACUUGCAAUGAUCCUGAAUAUCAUGGAGAUCUAGCAACAAACAAGAAAAGGAAGAGCACAGUUAAUAAAGAUACGAGGAAAUGGAAAAGAAUUGUUAAUCGAGAUUUAAGAAUGAAGGGACAGGAAUACCUAGGAUAUAGACGAGAAAAAAAAGAAAACAAUAAAAAAAGCAAAAUACACCAUGAUGUCUUUAAGCCAGCUAGAACCAUAAAACCGGCGUGUGAUUCAACAUUUUGCAGGAAAUCAAAACUAAGAAAUUGUUAUAAUAUAGAAGAAGACAAAAGGAAAUACUUAUUUGAAAUUUUUUGGAAAACUAUGUCUUGGGAGCAACGAAGGCUUUUUAUAUGCUCUCAUGUGACAGCUUAUGAUAAAAAACAAGUUAAAAAUCCUGAUUCCAACAGAUCCAAAAGUCUUGCGUACUUUCUCACGAUUGACAACGAACGUCACCAAGUGUGUAAAAAAAUGUUAUUAAAUACAUUGGGUAUUAAAGAAUGGUUUGUCCGCUACUGGUUAAAAACGACAGAUUGUGCUAUGCCACCGCCUUCUGAGAUUUCUCGGAAUGUAGAUUGCUCCAAAAAGAACUCUGAUGGUCACGAGCGUCUACAGCGAUUUUUAGAUAGCCUGCCGAAGAUGCCAUCGCACUACUGUCGAGCAAAUUCAUCCAGACAAUACCUAGAACCAGUAUUUCAAACCAUGGCACAAUUAUACAAAGAAUAUGUCAGUAAAUGCGAAUUAGAUUCCUUAAAAUGUCUUAGUCGUAGGGUUUUUGACAAUGUAUUCUUAAAACAGAAUCUUAGUUUGUUUCAUCCCAAAAAAGAUCAAUGCGAUGUAUGCUGUGGACAUAAAGUUGGAAAUAUAAACGAUACUGAAAUUGCAAUACAUCGCGAUAGGAAAGACAAAGCUAGAAAAGAAAAAGACACUGACAAAGAAUUGGCAAAAGAAGGAAAAACGUGUCAUGUAUUUACGCAAGAUGUUCAAUCAGUAAAAUUAGCUCCCUACCUUCAGGCUAGUGCCAUAUACUACAAGACAAAAUUAUCUGUUCACAACUUUACCAUGUACAAUUUGUCAACACGUGAAGCUUGCUGCUACUGGUUCGAUGAAUCAAAUGGCUCACUUGAAGCUUCCGUAUUCGCAUCGUGCAUUGUGGAUCAACUACAGAUAAUUUUAAAAAGAAAAUUACUACCGGUAAUAUUGUAUUCUGAUGGCUGCUGUGCACAAAAUCGAAAUUCCAUCUUAAGCAAUGCUCUUCUGCGUUUAUCCAUCGAUAAAAAAGUUAUAAUAACUCAAAAAUUCUUAGAAAAAGGUCACACGCAGAUGGAAUGCGACUCUGUGCACAGUGCCAUCGAAUGUAGAUUAAAGGGAAAAGAAAUUUACCUUCCUUCCCAGUAUGCGAAUAUAACAAAGACCGCUAGAGAUAACCCAAUGCCAUAUGAGUCUCGAUUAUUAGAGUUCUCCUUUUUUACCAAUUUCAGUAAGGAUUUAAUUUACAAAACCAUUCGUCCUGGCAGAAAAUUCGGAGAUCCCACUGUUACCGAUUUAAGGGUAUUAAAAUAUAAACCAGAUGGAACUAUUUGGUAUAGCUUAAACUUUGACGAACCUUUGCAGCCGUUGCCUCAGCGUCCAAUGAAAAUUACCAAUAUAAAACCUUUAGAAGAGCUACCGAAAUUAUUUUCUGAAAGACUGCCAAUUUCCCAAAGAAAAUAUAAGGAUCUCCAAGAUUUAAAGGCAGUGAUACCUUCGAACUGCCACUCAUAUUAUGAUGAGUUACCUUAUAAAAAUUAAAUAUUUUUUCAUUAUUAAAUCCAUAAACAUUUUUAAUUAUUUUUAGAAGUAGGUUAAGUAUUCGAACUGUUUUUAUAGUCUUGAAUUGUUUGUGUUAAACGUACCAUUUUUAUUAAAGUUUUUGAGAGUUUAGAAUUAUUAGAAGUUAUGGAAAAAAUUAUAUAAAUUACAAAGCAAACCACCUCUGGUUUCCAUUGUAACUUAGAUAAUUUUAUUGAUCUCAGUAGGUUAGUAGUUGAUCUCGUCAAACAGUAGUCCUAAAAGUCAGUGAGUUCCUAUUAUAAUAUAUUAUAAUAUUAGCGAACCCGGCAAGGGUUGUCCUGUUGGAAUAAGAAAAUAAAACGGCAAAUAAAUGUGAAUUUUUUGAUAAAAAGCUAAUUUAGCAAUCCUUUUUUAUUUUAUUGAAGUUAAUAAUUAGUUUUAUAAAACUGUUUUUGAAAAAUGUUCUUAUUGCGAUAGUUUUUCAUAGAAAUAUUUUUGUUAGAAGCUUAAAAAUAAAAGGUAAAAACACUGCGUAAGUCUUUAUUUUGUUAGAGUAAAACUGCUCAAGUCUUGAAAAUGACCUAAUAAGACGAUAUUUCUUUUAUUUGUUUUUAUAGUUAUCAUGCUUAACUAAAUACAAUAUAUUAAAA
Messenger RNA from Pieris napi, 3362 nucleotides. RefSeq lists its product as uncharacterized. Lineage: Eukaryota; Metazoa; Arthropoda; Insecta; Lepidoptera; Pieridae. The coding region runs from base 307 to 2730 and encodes 807 amino acids. The record is from RefSeq and is a predicted model, not a curated record. The transcript has 2 exons.